AUGGCACGUGAAACCGAUCGCCGCCGACGCGCCGAAGCCGAUCACGUCGUGCUGUUCCCCUUCAUGGCGCAAGGCCACCUCGCCCCGUUUCGCUGCUUCGCCGCCCUCGUGCGCCGCUGCCGCCCCGACGCCCGGGUCACCUUCGUCGCCACCGCCGGCACGGCCGACUCCCUCCGCGCCCACCUCGACGUCGACGCCAUCGCCGUGCACGCCCUCCCUUUCCGCCCCGCCGACGCCUCCCAUCAGCUCAUUGACCUCUUCCUCGCCUCGGAGUCGCUCCGCCCAGCGUUCCACCAGUUCAUCGUCGGUCUCAGACGCUCCGACCCCCAGACCGACGUGCACGUCGUGGCAGACAUGUUCCUGGCAUGUACGGCGGACGUAGCCCGCGGCUACUCCGGCGUCACGCACUCCGUCCUGCUCACCACCGGUGGCUACGGCUCCGCGCUCUACUUCUCGCUCUGGAACAGCGUCCCGCUUGUCCCCAACGACGACGAUGACGAGUCCUUCCGGUUGCUGAGCUUCCCGGACAUCAGCGUCCAACGUUCGCAGCUCACCGAUCACCUCGCGGAGGCCGACGGAGGCGACGCGUGGUCCACCUUCAUCCGCAGGCAGAUCGCCGCCUUCUCCCGCGCCGACGCGCUGCUCGUCAACACCGCCGAGGACCUGGAGCCCAAUGGAUUGAACAUGCUCCGGCAAUGGCUCAACAAUGUCCCUAUAUUCCCGGUCGGGCCGCUGCUUAGGACGGCAAGCUCGUCGUCCCCGGAGAAGACGAUGACAAGUAGCCCCAUCUUGGCCUGGCUCGACAAGCAACCGCCAGGCUCGGUGCUGUACGUGUCGUUCGGACGGCUGGAUGCCGCCAGUGCGGUGGGGACGUCCACGGCGGCGCGGGCUGGGACCGAGCAGCGGGAACCGUGUUCACACCGCUGA
Hordeum vulgare subsp. vulgare (domesticated barley) is the source of this 927-nucleotide messenger RNA. RefSeq names its product crocetin glucosyltransferase 3-like. The record is from RefSeq and is a predicted model, not a curated record. The transcript has 2 exons. NCBI's taxonomy places the organism in Eukaryota, Viridiplantae, Streptophyta, Magnoliopsida, Poales, Poaceae. Bases 1 to 927 code for a protein of 308 amino acids.